Neocloeon triangulifer is the source of this 987-nucleotide messenger RNA. RefSeq names its product sugar transporter SWEET1 (gene slv). Bases 225 to 887 code for a protein of 220 amino acids. The record is from RefSeq and is a predicted model, not a curated record. Gene Ontology annotation, cellular component: membrane. Gene Ontology annotation, molecular function: sugar transmembrane transporter activity. The transcript is spliced from 7 exons. NCBI's taxonomy places the organism in Eukaryota, Metazoa, Arthropoda, Insecta, Ephemeroptera, Baetidae. Gene Ontology annotation, biological process: carbohydrate transport.
GGUAAUUUUUGAAAAAGAGGGCGGGUCCUGUGAGUUCUGUCCCUGUCACCCUGUCCAUUAUCAUACAUAUUUGUUGACGUUUUACAUUUUACCGGAUUUUAUACUAGUGGCAAAAAUAAAUCGCACUUAAUUAAUACCAACGUUUCUUCUGGGGUAUUUUGUACGAGCAAUGGGAUCACGGAGCUGAGAGGAUCUGCAAGCGCUGUCACCGUUGUUAAAGAAAAAUGAACCUUUUAGACUUCAAGGAACCACUUGCCACCAUUGCUGCAUUUUGUACGAUACUUCAGUUCCUCGCAGGAGUGCUGGUUUGCAAAAAGUUUUACAAGACUGGCACUGUUGGUGAUACUUCGGCUUUCCCUUUCAUAGCAGGAUUUCUUUCAUGCAGUUUGUGGCUUAGAUAUGGUCAUCUCCUGAAUGACAACUCUGUGAUUAUCACAAAUAUUGUUGGAGCGUUCCUCCAAUUUUCCUAUGUGAUCUGCUAUACCAUUUACACUACCAGAAAGAUCUCAGUUUUGAGACAGUUCUUAGCCGUUUGCUUUGCACUUUUACUUAUCAUCACUUACAUGCAGUACAUGCCUGACAAUACUACUGCCAAAGCACAUUUGGGAUUCAUUUGCUGUUGUGUGACCAUAGUGUUUUUUGCCGCACCUUUUGCCACAUUGGCUCAUGUAAUCAAGGUCAAAAGUACCGAAAGUCUUCCCUUUUCGAUGAUCGUUGCCAAUACGAUUGUCUCGGCAGAGUGGAUGACGUAUGGAUUUAUAAUUGACGAUGCUUAUGUUGAGAUCACAAAUUCUCUUGGUUGUAUUAUAUCAGGUAUCCAGUUGUCUCUAUUUUUAAAAUACCCAUCAACCCCAUCAAAAGGUGGGAAAAAUAUUGGUAUGAUAUAGCCUGUAAAGUAAUUUUUGAAUGUUGAUUCUGUUUUCUUGAAAAAAAAAGCAUUGAUAUGAAAUAAACAAUCAAGCAUACAUUCUUGAAGAAAAUGAUAUA